Molecule: messenger RNA, 1401 nt
Organism: Scaptodrosophila lebanonensis
Lineage: Eukaryota; Metazoa; Arthropoda; Insecta; Diptera; Drosophilidae
Product: vesicular integral-membrane protein VIP36
Exons: 5
Coding region: 51-1013 (320 amino acids)
Biological process (GO): Golgi organization; endoplasmic reticulum organization; endoplasmic reticulum to Golgi vesicle-mediated transport
Cellular component (GO): endoplasmic reticulum-Golgi intermediate compartment; Golgi membrane; COPII-coated ER to Golgi transport vesicle
Molecular function (GO): D-mannose binding
Source: RefSeq, a predicted model, not a curated record
CAUAUAAUUUAGCAUUUAACUAUUAACUAAAAAACAAAAAAUUGGAUAAUAUGGUUACUUAUAAGAAAGAAACACAGAUCAUUGCGCUUCUUUGUGCUAUUCUGCCUAUUGCAUGCGAGAACUUCAAAGUGAGGGAGCAUAGCUUAAUUCGGCCCUUUCAAGGCGUUGGCGUUAUACUACCUCACUGGGAUUUUCUCGGCAAUACCAUGGUGACGAGCAACUAUAUAAGACUAACGCCAGAUAUGCAGUCUAAGAGCGGUGCGCUAUGGAACUAUUCGCCCGUCAUGUCGCGCAAUUGGGAAGUGCAUGUAUCGUUCAAAGUCCAUGGCAAGGGCACAGAAUUGUUUGGCGAUGGAUUCGCAAUUUGGUAUACAAAGGAGCGCAUGAAAACCGGGCCUGUUUUUGGCAGCAAGGAUCAUUUCUCUGGCCUGGCCAUCAUAUUGGAUACAUACAGCAAUCACAAUGGUCCACAUAAUCAUCAGCAUCCCUAUUUAAGCGCCAUGGUGAAUAAUGGCACAUGGAGCUAUGAUCAUGAUCGGGAUGGUACGCACACACAACUUGCUGGUUGCGAGGUUCGGUUUAGAAAUGUGGACUAUGAGACGCUCAUUAGUAUACGCUAUGAAAACGAUAUACUCUCCGUGUCAACGGAUCUCGAAAAUAAGAACGAAUGGAAAAACUGUUUUGUUGUAAACAAUGUGGAAUUGCCUACAGGUUAUUACUUGGGCAUGUCUGCUACGACGGGCGACUUGUCCGAUAAUCAUGAUAUACUCGGUUUUAAGUUUUAUAGCGUCGACUCAAGUGAUACGCACGAACAAAUAAUGAGUCGCACCAAUAUUAUACCGAAUGCCAAGACUUUUGAGCCACCACGCGAGCACAAAGACGAUCCGAAACCGGGCAUGUCCAAUGCGAAAAUUUUCUUCAUUUUACUCUUUGGCAUGGUUGCCGCCGUAGGCGCAGCUAUCUUCGGCGUAUCGUACUUCAAGGAUCGAAAUUCGAGAAAGCGCUUCUACUGAGAUUGGCGGCAUUGGAGAAAUUCCCAUAAGCAUAGUCUACCAAAACAUCAUGUUAUCAGCGACCUCAAGAUUGAUUUUGACUUUAUAAGUGAUUUUUAUGUUAGUUUAUUUUUUGGACUGUAUGCUAAACCAUGAUGAUCUUUCGCAUAAGUUUUAGGUGUUCCACAUUUUCAUUUAAUGGAUUUUUCCCUCUAAACCCUCUUUUUUACGUAUAACUUAUUUAUAAAGUGGUGUGAGCAACAGCAAAGACACAAAGCAACGGAUCGUGGUAAAUUUAAGUGCAAAUUUUUAAUUUGAAUGAACUAUAGGAAAAUUGAGAGCGUAAUAAUAAAACCGCUGUUUGUGUAUAUUGUAUAGGCAAGAUUCAAAAUAAAACUACAGAAAAGUA